Molecule: messenger RNA, 765 nt
Organism: Anopheles gambiae (African malaria mosquito)
Lineage: Eukaryota; Metazoa; Arthropoda; Insecta; Diptera; Culicidae
Exons: 3
Coding region: 90-296 (68 amino acids)
Source: RefSeq, a predicted model, not a curated record
UUUCUCUGUCGCGUUUAUUGUUCGCUUCAACUCUCCGGUAUUGGAAACAUCCUGUUCCUAUCAUCCCGCAGCGGAAGUAACAACUUAAAAUGGAUUGGGACAUCGUUGACAUUUUUAAUUUCCACCCGGAGAACCAGGAGCUAGACAUUGGCAUUCAAUCAAUCCUGCUGAGGGAAUCGAGCUUCAUUACAACACUUCCGCAGACUGAGGACGAAUCUUCAGAAUGCCACAACACACCAAUGAUCCAUUCAUCUUCAUCUUGGAAGCCUUUUAAAUGCAUGAAAUCAACGCCAUAAUUACCCAAAGAAGGAGAUUGCAUUAUUUACUUCAUAAGGCUUCUGCAAGAUAUUUGUUGCAAGAAAAAUCGUACAUCACCUUUAACAAAGUUUUCCAAAAACUCAAACAAACGUGAUUCGGUACAUUAAGAGAUAUUGGAGCAGCAAAAAAACUCUCCCCAUCGGUGCCAGACGUGUUUUUUCAGCGGAAACCCUGAGCAUUUUUAACGAGAACCCAAAGACAACAAUAACUCGCUGCUAAUUAACGCUAUUUGCAUGGGCACAGUCCGGAAGAAUCCGUGAAAAAGACAGCUUCGUUACUCGACAGCCAGUUGAACGAAUUGAUAUUACGCGAAUUUACGUUGAAGUUGCGGGAUAUUGCAUGAUUUAUGAACCUUUGCAUCCAUCUGUGAGAAUAACUCCCCAAUCAGACCUAUUUGCCUGACCCUUUAUGAAUCGGGAAAUGCUCCGUGACGGAAAGUUUUGUGCU